Messenger RNA from Aaosphaeria arxii CBS 175.79, 987 nucleotides. Its product is annotated as 2-dehydropantoate 2-reductase. The transcript has a single exon. Bases 1 to 987 code for a protein of 328 amino acids. Gene Ontology annotation, molecular function: 2-dehydropantoate 2-reductase activity. The record is from RefSeq and is a predicted model, not a curated record. Gene Ontology annotation, biological process: pantothenate biosynthetic process. NCBI's taxonomy places the organism in Eukaryota, Fungi, Ascomycota, Dothideomycetes, Pleosporales. Gene Ontology annotation, cellular component: cytoplasm.
AUGGUGCGCAUUUUGCUGGUUGGUACCGGCAGUGUUGGUACGGUUUAUGCUAUGCUAUUGUCAAAAGGCGGAGCAGACAUCACAUGCGUUUGCCGCUCAAAUUAUGCGUUGGCAAACUCCCACGGCUUCACCGUUCGCUCAACUAUCUUUGGAGAAUAUCGAUUUCGACCAACCAUUGCUAGUUCCGUCGAGGAUGUUGUCGAUAACCAAGCCUCUGAUCUUCCAUUCGACUUUGUCCUUGUUUGCACAAAGGCACUUCAAAGUCAAGGAAAGCACUCAAUACCCCACUUGAUACGUCCUGCCGUUACGAAAGCACAUACGAGCAUCGUUAUCAUUCAGAAUGGUCUCGGAGUGGAGAAUCUAUAUCGGGAUUUCUUCCCCGACAAUACCAUUAUUUCUGGUGUCACAUAUUCACCCACGUCACGGGCUGAAGCUGUCGUUUUCUCGCACACGGAAACACAAAGGUUACAUUUGGGCCCCUUUCCAGCAGAGUUUGCCACUUCUGUAGAGAAGGACAACACUGAAGCCUUCGCAGACUUGAUUAGAGCUGGAGGGGGAGAUGUUACGGUUCAUGAGGACGUUCAGAUUGAGAGAUGGAAGAAACUCAUUGGAAAUACGACAUGGAAUCCCAUAUGCGCGCUGUCUCGCAGCCGUGAUCUUCAAUUUCUCCAAGCCACUCCUGAAUUGGCGCAGGAAUUUGUCAUCAGAUCCAUGCGAGAAGUUGUUGCCGUCGCUGAUGCCGCAGGAUAUGGUAAUUAUAUUGGUGAGGGUGACAUAUCGAAGCAAGUUCAGCGCAGUAAAGAUCGAAAAUGGCCUGGUGUUGAACCGAGCAUGUUGGCAGACAUCAAAGCGGGAGGCCAGCUAGAAGUAGAUGCCAUCAUUGGUGAGGUAGUAAGGAUUGGGAAAGAGAAGGAGGUUGACGUACCUAGAUUAGAGACACUAUAUUUGCUGCUCAACUGCUUUAUCAAUGCCACCACGGAAGCCUGA